Aspergillus welwitschiae is the source of this 1999-nucleotide messenger RNA. RefSeq lists its product as uncharacterized. The transcript has 5 exons. Lineage: Eukaryota; Fungi; Ascomycota; Eurotiomycetes; Eurotiales; Aspergillaceae. The record is from RefSeq and is a predicted model, not a curated record. Gene Ontology annotation, molecular function: ribonuclease III activity. Bases 306 to 1940 code for a protein of 544 amino acids. Gene Ontology annotation, biological process: RNA processing.
GACGUAGUCGUCUCAGCCACGCUGCUUGGUUGGUAGGUGUGACGAAGAUCGAGAACAUAAGAGACGUCUUCAGGAAGUGUGCUGGGUAGGGAGGUCAGGUAGCUAUGCAUGUGAAAAUGUAGGGCUACUGUACAGUAAUUGUGGUGGAAAGCGCCACAUUGACGACCCCAAAACGAGUGGCUUGUUCCGUGCGCGACUCCGCAAAUAGCAUGUAUAAAACAGCAUGCCGUGCCUUGGGCACUUGGUAGGUAGUACUGGUCCGAUGAAGUUUUACAUUCUCAAGCAGAUCAAUUAUCUCAGACCACAUGGACCGCGACGAGCAUCUUGAAGAGGUUCAAAGGAUCCUCAAUUAUCGAUUCCGGGAUAUCACACUCCUAUCGGACGCACUCACAGCAGCCGGUGCAGACUUGGAUAAUUAUGAGGGAAAUAGAAGACUAGCACCAAUUGGCGUGGACGUAAUCGGUCUUUGUUUGGAUUUUGACGCACAUCAGAAAAAGGGCAAACCAAGGGAAACUGCCGUCCUAAAACAACAACUUUGUUGUUACAACCAUCUAGCAUUCGUUGCUCAACGCACAUCAAUCGAUAAGUACAUUAGAUUUAAUCCUAGGUCUGGAAAAGGAAGUACAACUGUUGUCGGAAAAUCCCUUGCAGCAAUUAUAGCAGCGGCAUACUUGGACUCUGGGAAUCAUUCUGAUACCUGGGGCGUUAUGCAUUAUAUAGGCUUUUUCAUCCAAAACCAAGACGGCAUAAACCCUGCAAUGUUGGAAUCAAACGCGAAUUGUGAAGCACAGUUUCCUAUUAUGGAUCCACUUGCAGCCCCAUGCAAUAUUUUAUCGAAUGUGCAUACGAGCCAAGUGAGCGUGGUGUCACUGCAGGAAAUCGAAGCUGGAGUUGACUUCAUGGCGGUGCCCAGGAGAAGACCCGCUGAAAGCGCUCCAUGUGAGACCCAGGGCAGCAAAGCGAAGGUUAGGCGGUCUCAGCGCUUCACCAACGAUCGGCUCGAACCCUUCCUUACUCGUGAGUCCGAAAAAUGCAGAGCCUUGAGAAUCGCCGGCCCAGAAGAAUCAUACUAUGCCCCUGACAUCCACAUGGAAAUUGCGAAAUUGGUAAAAGAUACUUCAACAGAGCUGCCCAAAAAAUUGUUACUGUGUGUUGCUACCUCACAAUCAGUGGUAAGCCUGAAGAAGGCCAUUCUAGGGUGGCGAACUCAGACGGGUAUUGCCCCCUGGCAGCUAUCCAAAUCAGCAUCCAAAGCAGAAGCGUUUCAUAUAAUCGAGAAUAUGAAUCAAGAUAUGAUGUGCUUGUCCCUUCUCCGACGGUAUUACAUCCUCCGUCUGUUUGAGGAUUGCAGAGGGUGUGAUACGCCAUCAUUCGCAGGAUUUGUCUCAGUCCAGGGAAACGGUGUCCUUUCUCGUAAAAGGGGAAACCCCCUGAACAAUGCGGAGAAUGACCUGACGACAGCAAUGAUGAAGGAGAUAUUCCCUGCUCUACUGCCUGGAACACAAGAAUACGACGACAAGCGUGGUGCUGUAAAUUUCUAUCGAAAGCUUGGCCGGAAGUUUCAUAUGUUAACAUCAAGUUUCGGCAAAGGCAUACUUGCACUGAUGCCGCAUUAUGACCUACCUGGAGGACCAGACAUCAGCAUUUCAGACAAUCAGCUUCAUUCUCUGCGCGAGCCAACAUUUGCGCAAGUCAUUUCCAUUCUAGCACGCACCCAAGGUGAGGCUUUGCGUCAGUUCAACGCAGCUGCCGAGAGAAUCGUGGAUGCCUUGAUGGAAUUUCCGGUAGAGCGUUGCCCGGUAUUUGAACUUGAGGAAAUUGCGGAUAGCCAAAUACUGGAGUACCCGAAGAACUCAUCGGGCCUACUUUCCCUUCUCGGGUUGAGAAGGCAUGCUCAGAUUAUGACAGGUCCAUAUCCGCCCGCAGACGAAUCAACUUAGCUAGGCGAAAUUGGAGGUAGUCGAUAUAUAAAACGAAGAAUAGCAACAUUUGCGUCUCC